CAUUUCAUAAUUGCACAAGUAGUACUAUGUCUACAGUAGGAACUUUCCACUCAGUAACAUGAUUAUAUGCUUGUCUCAGUGACAAACUCUCAUUGUGUAGGAAUGUAGUAACAAUAUGUCAGUAAACAGGAACAUUGACAAAAUUGACAGUGUUAUAAACACCGUGGAUCCCACAGAGAUGCCUACCGCUCUCAUGGAUUCUACUGCAGGUGUGUUAACCAACCUUCCACCUCCAGCUCCACUUCCUCCUGAUGCUGUGAAACAAUCCAACUGCGGAGGACACUGUGGGAACACCGCCCUGGUGGCUACAUUUCAGCAGACAUACCACCUGCAAAACCAGGCAUACCCUCAGUUCCAGGGACAGAACCUGCCAUAUAUAUGCACUGCCCCAAAUGCAGCUCCUCAACAAACAAACCUGCAAUAUGUGUAUCUUUGUCCAUAUGCAGCAGCUGCCAGUUACCCUGCAGUUCCUCAACAAACAUAUAACAACCUGCCAUUGGUGAAAUCCUUUCAGAACCUGGUUCCUGUUGCAAAGAUGAAUAGAAUGGUGGUAUACAAGACUUCAUCAGGAAAUGCUACUGCUGCUGCUAACUUUGCAGCUCCACCACCACCGAGCAACAACGCAGUAAAGAAGCAAAAGCGUGAAGACGAUGAUAGACAAUAUGUCAAGAAGCCUCUUAAUGCCUUCAUGCUGUUCAUGAAGGAUCAGAGGGCAAAUGUUAAGGCCGAAAUGGAACCAGGAACUCGCAGUUCAGUGAUUAACACUCUCCUGGGACGGAGAUGGAACGCGAUGUCAAACGAGGAGCAGGCCAGAUAUUACGACCAGGCCGACAAAGAAAGUAAGCUCCAUGAAGAGCAACACCCCAACUGGUCUGUCUGCAACAACUAUGGCAAAAAGAGAAGAGUCAAGAGUCAACUCAAAAAGGAUGAUGCAGCAUCUGCAUCGAUAUCGGAGCCACCCAAGAAGCAGUGUGUGACCCCAACGUACACAGGAAUGAUGGGAGCUCCUUACACACCCACAGGUCUGAUCGCGCCCUCACCUCCUGGACAUAUAUGGAUUCCCCACACACAGACACCAGCGGUUUGGAGCGUGAAUGACCUGGCUGAGCUGCCAGAUGUCUAUUCAUGGUUUGACAUCCCUGGUUCUCCAUCUUGUGUACAUCUAACCUGGGGGUGGUAGCUCUUGAAAUAUAUUAUAUAUUUACCUGUUUAAGACUUUAUAAAUUAAAAAUAAAAUUCU
Molecule: messenger RNA, 1240 nt
Organism: Centropristis striata (black sea bass)
Lineage: Eukaryota; Metazoa; Chordata; Actinopteri; Perciformes; Serranidae
Product: transcription factor 7-like 1-A
Exons: 10
Coding region: 116-1180 (354 amino acids)
Biological process (GO): regulation of transcription by RNA polymerase II; canonical Wnt signaling pathway
Cellular component (GO): beta-catenin-TCF complex
Molecular function (GO): DNA-binding transcription factor activity, RNA polymerase II-specific; RNA polymerase II cis-regulatory region sequence-specific DNA binding
Source: RefSeq, a predicted model, not a curated record